Sclerotinia sclerotiorum 1980 UF-70 is the source of this 1626-nucleotide messenger RNA. RefSeq lists its product as hypothetical. The transcript is spliced from 5 exons. The record is from RefSeq and is a predicted model, not a curated record. Gene Ontology annotation, biological process: protein farnesylation. Gene Ontology annotation, molecular function: protein farnesyltransferase activity. NCBI's taxonomy places the organism in Eukaryota, Fungi, Ascomycota, Leotiomycetes, Helotiales, Sclerotiniaceae. Bases 1 to 1626 code for a protein of 541 amino acids. Gene Ontology annotation, cellular component: protein farnesyltransferase complex.
AUGACUUUCAUCAUCAAAGGGAAGAAGUAUCACCAUAGUGUGAAAUUCAAUCGACGUGCAGUGGAAGAAAAGAAUGUGAACAAAAAGUCUUCACCUCCAUCCCCUUCCAGCAGAUUAGACCAGCUUCCAUACAGUGAUUCAUUGAACCAUCAACCGCAAGGGCCUGGCUUCAUCAUACAAGAAUAUUCAUCAUCCAAGGAAGAUAUUGAGGCUGGAGUUGACCAAGAUAUCAUUUACGGCUCAUCCCGACCAAUUAAGGAAGAAAAAGAAGCUUUGGUGAAUAUGAUUCCCGAUAUCUUCACGGAGUAUCCCUUGCUCCGGGAUAUGCUGCAGACUCAAACCUCUCACCUCCAAGAUCAAACCAUUCAAGAAUGUCUUCCUUUUCUCUCAGGUAAGGAAGCAGGAUUAACGUAUUACCCAUAUGGGGUUCCUCAACUAAGACGAGAAAAACAUAUUCAGUUUCUUCACAAGCAGCUACAGAAGUUACCCUCGGCAUAUGUUGGUGCUGAUGCGAGCAGGCCAUGGAUGUUCUACUGGGCGUUGGCUGGUCUUUCCACUUUGGGUCAGGAUAUAUCAUCAUAUCGGGAAAAAAUCAUAUCAACAUGUCGUCCCAUACAAAAUGUGACGGGAGGGUUCGGUGGCGGAAAUGGUCAGAUGUCACAUUUAGCUACCACUUAUGCAAACGUUCUAUCAAUAUCUAUGGUAGGUGGGCAGGAAGCGUUGGACAUUAUUGAUCGCAAAGCAAUGUGGAAAUGGCUAGGCAAGUUGAAGAUGUCCACUGGAGGUUUUAGAAUGGCUGUUGGUGGCGAGGAAGACAUUCGUGGUGCAUAUUGUGCGCUCAUUCUUAUCACUCUCCUGAGUUUACCUCUCGACCUUCCCCUAGACGCUCCCGCCAGGUCAUCAAACUAUACUACUUUUAUCGAUGGACUUCCUGAAUGGAUCUCAAGAUGUCAAACAUUCGAAGGUGGUAUAGGUGCUCGACCAAAUGUUGAAGCCCAUGGUGCAUACGCGUUCUUAGCGUUGGGUUGUUUGUGCAUCUUGGGUGAACCGCACAUCACGAUACCUCAGUAUCUUGACGUCCCGGGCUUUAUUUCAUGGCUAUCAGCACGUCAGUAUGCGCCGGAAGGCGGCUUCUCAGGUCGUACGAAUAAGUUAGUCGACGGGUGCUACUCCCAUUGGGUUGGAGGAUGUUGGCCCUUAUUGGAAGCUUGUCUUGAGGGUCCAACGCAGCAAACUCAAAACGGUCCAUCCUCGUCUUCCAUUCCAAUAAAUCUCUACAGCCGCGAAGGUUUGAUCAGAUACAUUCUCUGCUGCUGUCAGGAUACAGGAAGCCGGGGUGGAUUAAGAGAUAAGCCCAGCCAUCGCUCUGAUUCGUAUCAUACAUGCUAUGUCCUUGCGGGACUCAGUUCCGCACAGCAUAAAUGGCAUUUUAACACAUCUGCACAGAAAGAGGAAUUGGGCGGAGAGCUCGUUUCACCGUAUCAAUGGACGGCCGAACCUUAUGUUGAGACAACACAGAUAUAUGAUGAGGGAGAUAGAGUGGGGACUCUCCACCCGGUUUUCGUGAUACCAGAGGGCGUUGCUGAGGCGACACGGGCCUACUUCGCUGCGAAAGGGACUUUUUAG